This is a messenger RNA of Dentiscutata erythropus, 203 nucleotides long. The record is from the annotation of a GenBank genome assembly. Lineage: Eukaryota; Fungi; Glomeromycota; Glomeromycetes; Diversisporales; Gigasporaceae.
GAGAAGUUCCGCAAGAAGGAGAAGUUAGUUGUCCAUUACAGUCAGCAUUAGCAUCAGGUUGGCCAGUAUUCGUAAAAGUACAAGACGUAGUGUUGGUAGCGCAGCUUCCACAUUUUAUCGUACAAGGGAUGGUACCUGUACAGCCAGAAGUGACACGAGGAAAGAGGUGUUUAGGCGAAUAUGCCAGAGUGACAGUAAAAUAA